AGAUAUUCUAAAAAAGGGAAUAAAAAAGAGUUAAGACUUAAGAAAGUCAGAAAAGAGAUUUAAGUACUGUAUCUGCCUCAUCAAAGGGACUUAAAAAGACAUGGAGUUCAUUUGGCUAUACUCCCUUUGCCAGUGCACUCUAUCUUUAUUUGUGAUUGUGGUCAGUGUGAGGUUGUGCAUGGCGGUCAGCAGCAGCAGAGCUGUAACUGAUGUCCAGCAAGGAGCUCAGGGUGCAGGCAUCCAACCUGGGAGUGUUUCAUCCUGCCUCCGGCUGUGUCUGGGCUGUGUGGGGGCCGUGGGUGGUGCCAUAGGAGUGCCCGUGACUCUGUUGCUAAACCUUCAAACAUCCCAGUGUCUCUACACAUGCAUGGCACUACUCUGUUGCCCUUUACUGAUCAGGCAGUUCACCAUGUUCCUGUUAAUUCUGCUCACACUGGACGCCUAUCUACAGCAUCAUUUAGCAGACAGGUACUCUUCAGUGGUGACCCGUCGGCGAGCUCUGUGUGUGGUCCUGUUGUGCUGGUUGGGCUCAGUUCUCUCAUCCUUUGCAUUGUUUAUAGGCUCAGAUUUCCUCAGCUCCUCUAGAAGUAAGCUCCCUGGUCUCAGCACUGAAGGCCAUGGAUUAAAAAGCAACUGGACAACCUCUUCCCCCCCUCCUAGUCCUACCUCAGUCCCAAGGUACUUUCAAGACCGUCAGGUAAUUGCGAAGUUCCUUCCAUAUGGAGGCUUCUUGUCAAAGUUCUAUGUGGAAGAUAUGAACAAUUUCACCUACGCAGAGAUCCAUAGCAGCCACUGGGGCGUUUGUGUUCCUGAGGCCAUUGUUCGUCCCCAGUUCCUUGUCUAUAUCCAUGGGGUGACCGUGUUUAUCCUGCCCUUUCUUUUCUUAUUGGCGAUUUACUUAGACUUGCUGUGCAUUAAGCCUAAAAAGACCUGUUUUAGUAACGCUGAUGUAGAGAAACGAUCCAAUCUGCUCCGUGUCCUGGUUCUGUCCAUGACUCUUUUGGUUCUGCUUUGCUUGCCGAUCUAUAUCAUACAGGCUCUCAUGCUUUUUAACUCCCAUGGUAACCUACCUGUCUGGGCCCAUGAUGGUGCCAUGUUCCUCUUUGAGGUAUACACUCUCGUGCCCCCAAUACUAUUUACUCCUCCAAGGAAGCCUGUGAGGGAGCAAACAAUGUCCUUCCCUUUAACUAUUUCAAACUUCCCGUCUUCACUUGCCCAUUUAAGAGGAAAAUCUGUUCACAUGGCACUGCGUGAGGUGUUGAAAAAAGCUCCAUGGUCUUCAGCUAAACAUUCUCUUGAAACUAAAGCUUAGUAUUUUGAGUAAAUUUUCACAAAGUCAACAGUAGGCAGACCAUUCUGCUUUCCAAUUUUUUUUAAAACAAAUGACUUGGAUUAAAAAGUUUUUUUACUGCUAACUUUCUGCAUUUUCAAUGAAAUGCGAUUCAUUUUAUUUAUAUAGCAUAAAUUCACAAAAAUGUCUU
Cyprinodon tularosa is the source of this 1481-nucleotide messenger RNA. RefSeq lists its product as uncharacterized. Gene Ontology annotation, biological process: G protein-coupled receptor signaling pathway. Gene Ontology annotation, cellular component: membrane. The record is from RefSeq and is a predicted model, not a curated record. The transcript is spliced from 3 exons. The coding region runs from base 101 to 1312 and encodes 403 amino acids. Gene Ontology annotation, molecular function: G protein-coupled receptor activity. Lineage: Eukaryota; Metazoa; Chordata; Actinopteri; Cyprinodontiformes; Cyprinodontidae.